AUGAGUGGAAGAGGCAAAGGCGGAAAGGGACUUGGUAAAGGAGGCGCCAAGCGUCACCGUAAAGUUCUCCGUGACAACAUCCAGGGCAUAACUAAACCCGCCAUCCGUCGUCUGGCUCGCCGCGGUGGAGUCAAGCGUAUCUCGGGUCUCAUCUACGAGGAGACUCGCGGCGUGUUGAAGGUUUUCCUAGAGAACGUGAUCCGUGACGCCGUCACUUACACCGAACACGCCAAGAGGAAGACUGUGACCGCCAUGGACGUGGUCUACGCCUUGAAGAGACAAGGACGCACCCUGUACGGCUUCGGAAGUUAAACAAACAAUAAGGACCAUACAAUAACCAACAAAGGCUCUUUUAAGAGCCAAACACUCCACUAUGAGCUAUUUCCUGGUCUCAAAGUGUUCAGAAUAACAUCAAAAUGUUAUCACUAUACAACAGCACGUCUUUACAAGCAUAUACAUAUGACUAUGGUUUAACACAAAAAGCUUCAAAAAACAGCAACAGGGGAGUGACUGCGUGGAAGGAGAGAAACAGUUGGCAUCCACUUAAUCUGGUUCUAAAAUAAAUUGA
Molecule: messenger RNA, 568 nt
Organism: Betta splendens (Siamese fighting fish)
Lineage: Eukaryota; Metazoa; Chordata; Actinopteri; Anabantiformes; Osphronemidae
Product: histone H4
Exons: 1
Coding region: 1-312 (103 amino acids)
Biological process (GO): nucleosome assembly
Cellular component (GO): nucleosome
Molecular function (GO): DNA binding; structural constituent of chromatin; protein heterodimerization activity
Source: RefSeq, a predicted model, not a curated record